This is a messenger RNA of Closterium sp. NIES-65, 450 nucleotides long. Lineage: Eukaryota; Viridiplantae; Streptophyta; Zygnematophyceae; Desmidiales; Closteriaceae. The record is from the annotation of a GenBank genome assembly.
AUGGCCGGAUCACAGGAGUGGAAAGAGGCGAUGGAGAUGAUGAGAGCACUUCACCUGCAGGUGGAAGGGAUGAGGAGGGAAUUGGCAGCAGCCAAGAAGGACUCAGAGGAGGCUGAGAGGAGACGAGUGGCAGAGAUGAGGGAGAUGAGAGGGCAGGUGGAGGAGAGGGAGAGGGAGGUGACUGCAGAACUGGAAGCAGUGAAGGGGGAGUUGGCAGGAGUGAAGGGGGAGUUGGCAAGGGAGAGGGAGGAGAGGAGGAGGGAGGUGCAGGAGGUAGAGAGGAGAAGAGCAGCAGACUUGACGGAGAUGAGAGGGCAGCUGGAGGAGAGGGAGAGGGAGAAGAAGGCAGGGAAAGGGUGGCUGGUUGCGGUGCAAAAGGAUGCUGGCAUGAAGAUGGAUGUUGAAGGCGUUCAAAAGAGAGUAUGGGAGGCUUCAGUGCAGAGGGGAUGA